UUAGUUUAGCUGUUGUGCUGUAAUUGCUGCGUCAAGCAGCUGGCGCGUCUGCUCUCGCUGCCGCUCGACAACCCUAUGUUCGACGAAUACUUUUCAAUGCGCAUAAAAAAAAGAGAAGAACGCAGCGUUUGUACAACAACGAAAUUUUGCUAAAGAGCAGCGCAGGCAAUUUCGGAAACGAAUCUCAUAUUUUAGGCUUAGUUUAGUUACAAAUUGCAUUUUAAUUCUAAGCAACGGGAAACGACUCGGAAUUACGCGAAGCUUACGCAGUGUUAAUAAAUGAAAACUAUGAAAAACUACAAAAUCAAAAAGAAACAACUUCCGCAGACGUCAGCAGCAGCCGCAGUCGCCGUCGUUGAAGGCAAAGCAGCGCUCCAGCAGCAGCAUCAGCAGUUUUAAUAGGCGGAGAGCGAUAAAAGUGAGAGAGACAGAAAGAGAGCGACAAAAAAAAAAAAACGUUAAAACAAAUGCAAAAUAAAAUUCUGAUUGUAAUAAUUUGUGAUUGAUUUGCGACGCGAAAACAGAGACGCGUUUCAUUUGUUGUCCCGUUGUCAUGCAUUUUGUCACACAACAGCGGCAGCAGCAACAACAACAACAGCAGCAGCAGCAGCAGCAACAACAACAACAAAAAUCAUCAUCCAAUUCGUCGUUAGCAUCCACAACAACAUCCACAUCGGCCGGCACACGCUUUGUGUCGCUCUGUAAAUCUUCCAGUCAAGGUGCUUUGCCCAAAACCUUGGCCACCGCUCACAGUCUCUUUCGGCAGUCUUCACUCCAGCAACAACAACAACAGCAGCAACAGAAACACCAAAAUCAAAAGCACAAACGCACAGCGAGUCUCAACCUGCCCAUGAUUAAAGAUAUUGAUAUAACCACAACACCAACAACAACAACAACCACUGCAUCAGCAGCAACAACUGUAGCAGCAGCAGCAGCAACCAUAGCGACUGCAACUGCAACAACUUGUGCUGCAAGCAGCACUGAGCCUGCCAAUGCCAAUGCCACACUUGCCACAAACAUGAUUUGUGAUGAGCAACAAACGCAACAGCAACAACAACAACACUCACAGCAGCAGCAGCAGCAACCAUCGCAGCAGCAAUCAGCAGCUCAGGAGCAACUGCAGCAACAGGAUGAACUGGAUGAAAAGUCCACACAAAUUGCUAGCAAUGGCGACAGGCGCGAUUCCAUUACCGAGGAGAUCACAAUUACCACAACCACAACAAACAGCAAACUAUUGACUAUUCAGGAAGCCGUUGGCAUCGUUGAGCACAGCAACAUUUCCAUUUCCACAUCCACAUCCUUGUCUUCGAUACAACAAACUUCCGCUGUCGUCGCCGCAACAACACUAACAACACCAGCAACAACAACUGCAGCAGGAACAACAGCAACAGCAGCUUCUUCCGUUGCUGCCACCGAAGUGACAGCAACUGCGCUUCAACGUCGUGAAUCUGUCAGCAGCAACCACAGCAAUGGCAGUCACAACCUAGCAACAGUUGCAACCAACAGCAACGGCAACGGCAGCAACACAGUUGCUUCUCAGCCCACGCCUAGCAUAAAUAUUAUUCAAUCGGAGUCGAGGAACGAUCUUCAACAGCCUUUGCAAUCGCAGAGCGUCGAUUCCAACGGCUCGGGUGCCGCUCAAGCGGGCAGCUCGUGCACUGACAGUCCCAGCAGUCGCAAGAGUUCGACCAGCUCCAAGGGCAAACCUGCCAAGUUAUCCACCUCGAGCAGUGGACGCGAUGAGGAUGCGCAGAGCAAACUAAGUGAACCGGGUGCAAUAACUGAGAGCCAUUUUGUGAGAGGAGAAACACACGUGAGCAGCAGCUCGACAUCGAACGAGAAGCCAGCCAAAGGCACAUCACGUCUCUCGGAGCGGGCCAAAAAGAAGUCGUGGUAUAACGUCAUCUAUCCCAAUUACAAGUCACGUGCCGAGGACUUUAAGAAACUCUUCAAAGAGGUGCCCAACGAUGAGCGCCUGAUUGUUGACUAUUCGUGUGCACUGCAGCGAGACAUCUUGGUGCAGGGACGUUUGUACGUGUCACAGAACUACGUUUGCUUCCAUGCGAACAUCUUUACCUGGGAGACGUAUGUGAGCAUCAAAUGGAAGGAUGUGACAGCCAUCACGAAGGAGAAAACAGCGCUGGUAAUACCGAAUGCCAUCUCCAUAUCGACAGUUUCGAAGGAGAAAUUCUUUUUUGCGACAUUCGCAUCGCGUGACAAGUCAUUUUUGAUGCUCUUUCGCGUCUGGCAAAACACGUUGAUGAAUAAACAGUUUUCACCCCAAGAGAUUUGGCGUUAUGUGCACAAUUGUUACGGCGAAGAAUUGGGUCUAACCACGGACGACGAGGACUACAUUGAUCCCACACUGGACUCGGAUGAUAAGGAAACGGAUGUAGAUUUUCAAACAGCCAUCGAGGAUCUUGGUGGCGAACAAAGCAACUCGAAUCAGAGCAUUAAUCAGACAUCGUCGCAGCCACAGCAGCAGCAGCAGCAGAGUGGAAAUAGCAGCGCAAGCAGCGGUGGGGGAAACGCAACCACACGCAAAUCGAAAACGAAAUACUUUUUCAAUUCAAGCAAAUCAUCCAAUCUGAAUUCGUCGGCCAACGCCUCGGCCAGUGGGUCGGACAAUAAGGCGAGCGACAGCACGCGCAAGUCCAAUAAAAAGAUGAAGGCCAAUGCCAAGGAGCUGACGCUCAGUUCGGUGAAGGCCGCCGAGCAAACGGUUGCCGUCACACUCAGUGUACCAGCCAGCAGCAGCAACAGCAACAACACUGGUGGCAACAAUCCAUCCAUCAGCAACAGCAAUGGCACCACAACAACAGCAACAACAACAGCAGCCAGCACAACAACUACAACAACCUCCACGGCCAGUGGCGGAGUUGCUAGUGGUUCAGUUGGAGUAACUACUUCGGAUCGCAAGAGCAGCGACAAAGCCAGCAGCCAUGGCUCAGCAGCAAAUGUCUCAGAGGCCAGUCAUUGCUUAGAGUCCAAACGCAAAGUUGUCAAAAAUCAGCGACUUCGCGACGUAGACUGCAAAAACGAUGAGGCAGGUCCCACAGACGUCUCGGAUUCCUCCGAUUCCGAGGAGAACAGUGUACCCUUUGUGCCCAGCACGGAAUGUACGUCGACACACGAGGGACGUCAAAUUGUGCACGCAAUUCUGCCCAUUCGUGUGGAUACGCUGUUCAAUUUCCUGUUCUCGAAAUCGAAAUUCCUCACCGACUUCCAUGAGAUGCGCAAAUCCACGGAUCUCAUAAUGGGCGAGUGGCAAAAGAAUGAAGAGGGCCAGAACGUUCGACUGGUCAAUGUAACUGUGCAAUUGGCCGCAUCCGUGGGUCCCAAGACCUCAAAGGUCACGGAAUACCAAACGAUGCGGGAGUGCAGCAAACCUGGAGAAUUGUACUCCAUUGAUGUGAACAGCGUCAAUGCGGGCAUUCCCUAUGCCGAUAGCUUUAGCGUGCUCAUUCAUUUCUGCCUGGCGCGCACCGUGGAUGAUCAUACGAUGCUGUCGAUACAUGCACAAAUCAAGUACAAGAAAUCGAUUUGGGGCGUUGUCAAGGGUUUCAUCGAGAAGAACACUUGGGCGGGCAUCGAGGAUUUCUUCUGCGCUCAGCUGUCUGCGUUGCAGAGCGAGACGUGCAUACCGCCGGCGAAGGGGAAGGGUCGCCGUCCCAGACGUGGUACCGCCACACAAAUACGCCCCUCGGAGGAAGCAAACAGCGGCAACCAGGCACAAGUUGGCAAAACCGAAACACUGGAAAAAUGGGACACCAAAUUGCUAUCGGGCGCAGCACACGGCCAACAUGCUGCUGCUGGUGGCCAUCAUUUGGCUGCUGGCAUUGGUGUUGCUGGUGGGGCAAUCGGUAUUGGUGGUGGUGGUGGUGUUGGUGGCGAUAAGCAGCAGCAACAGCUCCAGCAGCAACAGUUGGCGGCACAACAGCAGCAACAACAAUUGCUGCUGGCUGCCGGGGGCCAGAUGCAGGAUAAAUUUCGAUACAAGGGCUUAUCAUUGUUUGUUAUAUUGUUGAUGUGCUUGCUGCUGGCAUUAAAUGUGAUAUUAUUACUUAAGCUCUGGAAGCUGGAGGAACACAUUGAUGUGGAUCUCAGUCGGCGUGCCCGCAUGCCCAGCUUGGCAGCUCUCAAAGAAUUACCGAAUACGAAUCAAGAUUGGCUGGAACUGUUGCGUCAGCAGGAACUGUCGCAUGAAUCGGAGCUACGCAAAUGGCAUCAGGUGCUCCAAACGGCGAUUGAGCUGCUGAAAAAGACUGAAAAGACUUUGGCCGAAGUCAUGAUACCCUAGCAGCCCCUUUCAGCACAACUCUCCCCCCUCUCUCCUCCCAACUAAUUAAUUCCACACACAAAAGGGCCAAAAUUUAGUUACUUUUGGUUUCUUGCGGCUUCGUGAUCUUGUGUUAAAAACAAAGCCACCAAAAAGCUGAAAUUGAAUUUCACAAUUAAAAAAAAAUAGUCACAAAAAUAAUGAAAAAGAGCGAGAGAAUUAUUUGUGUUAUCGUUUAAGUAGCUUUGAUUUUAGUUUCGUGUAAUUUAAUGAAUUUAAUUCUCCUUUUACAACAAUUUUAGUUAGCUAGCUCUUAAAAUUGUUUUUAGUCGCUGCAUUUAUGUUUAUCGUUUUGCAAAGUAUUUCACACACACACACACAUAAACACUUACAACAAGAUUAACAAAAAAUGCGCCUUGAAUUUUUGUUUUAAAAAAUUCAUUUAAGAAAAAGUAUAAAUAAAAAUAUAUAAAGAGAAAAACAAAAGAAAAACAAUUCCAUGUCUGAUGAGCGCAAAAGUCGAUUUUUGUAAAUUUGAUAUAAAUUAUACCAAUAAAUAAAUUAUAAUAACAAAAUUUACACAAAGAAAAAGAAAACAAAUUAUAAAAAAAACCAAUAAUAUUUAUGUACAAUAUUUUUGUAAAACUUACCAAUCCAAACUGCAAAAUGUGAGCAAUGUUUUUUACGACGAUAUUUUUUGUUGUUUAUCUUUUUUGUAACACCUCUUAACUCCUUUUUGGCGCCCGUUUACAGUAAACCAUAAAAAAGAUGAAUAAGAAACAAAAACUAUUAAAUAUAAAUGCUAAGCAAAAACACAAUUGAUUGAUACCGAUGUCAUACUAUAUAGAGAUAUAUACCAUACUAUAUAUAUGUAUACAUGUACUACAUUAUUAUAAUAGAGGAAAGAAAGUAUUGUUAGUUUGUAGUUGUUGCAUUUUAAUGGAAAUCCCAAGAAACUGAAUUGAAUUGUUGGUAAAAACGCAAAAAACCCAUUCACACAAAUAAUGCAAAAUAUGAGAGAUCACAAAACAUAUUCAAACAUUCACAUCAUAUGCAUGCUAUAUACAUAUUGGAAAAGUCGAGAAAUCGAAGCGUCAAAUUAUAAUUGAGCCGUUGCAAAUUGGCCUAAACAAAAAAAAAAAAAAAAAAAAAAAGGAAAUGAAAA
Messenger RNA from Drosophila sulfurigaster albostrigata, 5444 nucleotides. RefSeq names its product protein Aster-B (gene GramD1B). Gene Ontology annotation, molecular function: sterol binding; sterol transfer activity. Gene Ontology annotation, biological process: intracellular sterol transport. The record is from RefSeq and is a predicted model, not a curated record. The transcript has 11 exons. Gene Ontology annotation, cellular component: plasma membrane; endoplasmic reticulum membrane; endoplasmic reticulum-plasma membrane contact site. Lineage: Eukaryota; Metazoa; Arthropoda; Insecta; Diptera; Drosophilidae. Bases 554 to 4300 code for a protein of 1248 amino acids.